Messenger RNA from Cordyceps militaris CM01, 1299 nucleotides. RefSeq names its product sarcosine oxidase. Lineage: Eukaryota; Fungi; Ascomycota; Sordariomycetes; Hypocreales; Cordycipitaceae. The record is from RefSeq and is a predicted model, not a curated record. Gene Ontology annotation, molecular function: flavin adenine dinucleotide binding; saccharopine oxidase activity; sarcosine oxidase activity. The transcript has 3 exons. Bases 1 to 1299 code for a protein of 432 amino acids.
AUGACUUCCGCGACACCAGACACGUACCUCAUCGUCGGCGCGGGCGUGUUCGGCGCCGCCACGGCGCUAGAGCUGCGCAAGCGACUCCCCGCCUCGCGCGUGCUCCUUCUCGACCGCAGCCCGUUUCCGAACCCUUUCUCUGCGUCUUCGGACCUGAACAAGAUCAUCCGCGCCGACUACCCGGACCCGUUCUACAUGGGGCUGGCGCUCGCGGCGCAGACGAUGUGGCGCAACGGCGCCCUGUACCCACGCUACUACAACCAGCCCGGCAUGCUGUACGUCGAGAACCAGGGCAUGGCGCAGACGUUUCGCGACAACUACGCCGCGCUCGGCGUCCCGCCCGCGGCCCAGACGCUCGACGAGUACCAGGCGCGCUUCCAGCGCUGGGGCGGCCUCUUUCGCAACGCCCACUGGCACGGCGCCGGCGAGAGCUUCUACUUUAACCCCCACAGCGGCUGGGCCGACGCCGACGGCGCGCUGCGGCACCUCACGCAGGCGGCCAUUGACGCCGGCGCGGAGCACCGCGUCGCGCGUGUUGCGCAGCUGAUUCUAGAGGGCGAGGGCGAGGGCGGGCGCCGCUGCCGAGGCGUGCGCUUGGAGGACGGCUCGGAGAUUUAUGCCCAUCAUGUCGUUGUGGCCGCCGGCGCGUGGACGCCGAAGCUGCUGGCGGACAGCGCGCCGGGCGACGAGGCGAUGCAUGCCGGCGAGAGAAUGGUCGCGGCCGGAGCCAUCCAGUGCGUCGCCAGGGUCCCGGCAGAGCAGGCACACCAGAUGAGAUCGGCGCCUGUUAUCUUCAAUGCCAUGGGGCACACACAAGGUACUGUGAAGAAGAAGAAUAGGAUAUGGAAAGACUUCAACUACGAAUCGAGCUUCACAAACUACGUCACCCUCGAAUCCGGACUGCAGAUCUCGGUGCCUCCAGCGCAGGGCACGGGCGCUGCUUGGAACCAAGACGUGCCGCAAACCUUAAAGGACGAGAUUCACACCGUCGUCAAACACACCUUCGGCGGCCGGAUCCAAGACCUGCAGGUGGAGAGUUACAGAAUGUGUUGGGACGCCGUCACGCCGAAUCAAGACUGGAUCAUUGCACCACACCCACACUGUCAAUCCCUGUACAUUGCCUCGGGCGGCUCUUUCCACAGCUGGAAGUUCAUGCCGAUCCUCGGUCGCUACGUGGUCAAGAUGCUGCUGGGCCAGUUGGGCGCCGACGAAAAGAAGCGCUGGGCCUGGGACCGGGAGGACACCGGCGGGGCUCUUCCCGAGUAUAUCCCCAAGCGAGACCUAAAGGACAUUCCGUAG